Messenger RNA from Symsagittifera roscoffensis, 1897 nucleotides. RefSeq lists its product as uncharacterized. NCBI's taxonomy places the organism in Eukaryota, Metazoa, Xenacoelomorpha, Acoela, Convolutidae. The record is from RefSeq and is a predicted model, not a curated record. The transcript is spliced from 12 exons. Gene Ontology annotation, cellular component: plasma membrane. The coding region runs from base 212 to 1873 and encodes 553 amino acids.
UUCUACUUCGAUUGUGCUUCAAAAUGUGACUAACUUUAACAGACAAUGACAAAUUGAGACUGCUUAUUGACUCGUGGUUCAAGCCAUCUAAAAAUGUAUAAUGUAUUUAAUGUAUUGGUUUUUCAACAAUAUUGUUUUACCACUCGUUUUUAAUUUGCCUGGUCUCCGACCAGAGUUUGGAUAAAUUCAGAGAGUUUUGAAAAAAUCGAAGAUGAGUAGAAUAGAGACGAGUGAGGUCGGGGGAGUGGGCGUUAGAGCGACAGGGGAGGAUAUAGACAUUGCACUGGGCCUAAUGGAGCCGGCAGUCGCCAAUGCAGUGGCUUCAGGUGCAUUCGGACAGAUGAGACAGAAGAACAAAACUGCGAAAGCUGAAAGUGACAAGCAUAAUCGCCCGACAGCUUCGACCCCUAAGACAGAUGAGAGCGGUAACAAACGUAAAGAGCUUCCUCCUACUCAACCCAAAUCGACACAGCAAAAACCGAUUUUGGGGGACCAGAGAAAGAGUGAGUGGAUUCCGACGACGCCCGUAGCAGUAGUGAGACCCCACACGACAGGGGGAGAACCACGAGAGAAUGCCAACGCCCCACAGAGGGGAAGGGGCAGUCGGAUCGCCGACAUCACUCAAGAUACGGUCACAGAUUCUGUUGAUACAAACAACAACAACAACAACAACAACAACAACAAUGGCAAUGACAACAAUGGUAAUGACAACAAUGCCGGGCGUAAGAAGGUCACUUUGCGAGGUGCCCUGGAGCAGUUCUUGGCUGACGACGACUACUGGCGAAGUGGCGGCGGACCCCAGACAGACAUAGGACACAACUGGCUAGGAGUUGUCACUAUUCUCUGCUUUGCCAUCAUCAUACUAGACGGAAUCUGGACACUUGCCAUCUUCAUUCUGAAUUGUGACCUAUUGAAUGAUGGAGUGAUCCGUUUCCUGGAGGACAGUCUCGGGAUGCCCUAUCUACUAACUGCCACCAAUGGCAUGUCCAUCAUUGUCUGUUUAGUCACGUUCGGCUAUCUGCCCUGUGCUGCAGUGACCACGUGGUACAUGUUCAACAAAACAUUCAGAGUGUCUGUGAUUGUGGGCGUGGCUGUGACGUCAUUGAAUCUUAUCUUCUGUUUCAUCUGCUCGGGACAGCUGGACGAUAUUUUGCAUUCAGAAGCGAAUGAGAGGGUCCAAAAUGGCCUACAAGCCUCGUUUGAGAAGUUUUCCGUGGAAGGUGUGGGCGGCUCCGAUGAUGACCUCUUGUGGAAUUUCGUGCAACUCAAGUGGGACUGUUGCGGGGUGGACUCCUACUCGGACUGGAGAAGUUCCAACUGGCUCCGCAACACCAACACCCGCGUCAUCACUCUCACCUACAACACCACACGGCUUUGGCCCACAGCCUGCUGUAAAGAUGCGGACGAGCCUGCAGAUGUGGACUUCCUUGGUAGUUUUGGGGUCAGGGUGAACCCAUACAGUCUCAGUGCAUGCUAUGACCCCAUCUACAACUCAAACACUUAUGUUAACACCCAGGGCUGUGAGUCUUCUGUCCAGGGAUUCAUCAGAUACUGGGCGGGAACAAUGGUCGCAUUAUAUUUCCUUCAGUUCCUAUUCCUCCUAAUCUCGUUGAUAUUUGUGGUAUUGAUAAAACUCAAAGGAGAUAAAUUACAGUCCAAAGUGUUACCCAAUUUGGUCUUUAUGGAGAAAACAAGAACGCAAAGAGUCGAACCCAAGGACAGACCAGCGUCUCAUGAUCCGGAAACAGACCAGAGCUUCAUUGCCGGCAGUCGAAACACUACUCUUAUUUCGAACCAAUCACGAUCCGUCAUCGUUGAAAGCGGCCGGAACACCAGGGCAAAUAAAAACUCAAAUUGGAUGAACCAUUUAUAACAAAAAAAACCUACUGAAACUUUG